This is a messenger RNA of Chaetomium strumarium, 3813 nucleotides long. RefSeq lists its product as uncharacterized. Gene Ontology annotation, cellular component: COPII vesicle coat; endoplasmic reticulum exit site. Gene Ontology annotation, molecular function: zinc ion binding; SNARE binding. The transcript is spliced from 2 exons. The record is from RefSeq and is a predicted model, not a curated record. Gene Ontology annotation, biological process: intracellular protein transport; COPII-coated vesicle cargo loading; endoplasmic reticulum to Golgi vesicle-mediated transport. Lineage: Eukaryota; Fungi; Ascomycota; Sordariomycetes; Sordariales; Chaetomiaceae. Bases 375 to 3404 code for a protein of 1009 amino acids.
UACACACACACCAUACCACGGAGCGCAGACCCCUGUUCAACCGCCGAGCCAAGCGUGCACCGACCAAAAAGGCCAGCUUGAGCUUCACAUGGGACCCGCAAGGUGAAAGUGGGACCCUCCUGCACUUCGGAGCGAGAAGACAUCGACCACUUUCGGGCCACAUUGCGCAAAACGUCAACCGGACAAUCUCAGCCAGCAUUUGGGACGGUGCUGACCUUGGAGUGUAUCUGAUUAUGAGCCGGAUCAUUUUUCGCAACGAAGGUCCCCGGUGACGAUCUCGAGACGAUCUCCCUACCCCCGCCCCCUUCAACUCGGUAUAAACGGGGUAUUGACGAGCCAUUGUUGCCGACGGCGUCCCGCAGGAGACACCCAAAAUGGCCGAAUACGCCAUGUACCACGCCCUCGGCCAGGGUGAACAGCUCAAUCCCGACGACCCGAACCGGACGACGCAGCCAGCUGCUCCCCAGUUCCAACCCCCUGUCGCUCCCAAUCCGUAUCAGACCGCGGUCGGCCAGACGUCGUACUAUGGCACACCGUCAGCGGCUGGUGUCCCGCCGGGGCCGAAAGCACCUGGGUACGGGCAUCCUCAGUCCCCUGGAUACUUCGCGGGGCAACAACCUCCGACCGAUGACGCGGGGCUGGCGGCGCAGAUGGGUGGCAUGAGCCUCAGGGGUGACGCUGCCCAGGGGACGGUCAGAAAGAAGAAGAAGGACCGCCACGCAUACCACCACGUUGAGGCACCUACAGGCUCAUCCCAAGCGUUCAACGGGAUGCCCCCGGCAGGCACACCCGCUACGGCAUACCUCAACGCUGAUCCUUCCGCGGCCGCCCCCCGCUACGGCCCCGGCGGCCUCUCACCUCAGAUGAGUCAGUCCCAGUUUCCGGCGCCCGUGAGCCCUGGAUUCGCGCCCGUCCCUGCCUCUCCCGCCGAGUUUGCCGCCAGGAGCGGUUACGUCGACGCUGGGCCAUCGCCGACCAUGAUCUCCACAUCGGGACAGACCAGGGUGUCUCCGGACGAGAUGCCGAGUGUGCCCCUUUCCCGAGAUUCUGUGCAGCAAUACUUCUUCAACAAUGUGUAUCCGACAUUCGAACGGCUGGUCCCUCCUCCAGCCACGGUCUCGUUUGUGGCUUUCGAUCAGGGGAACGCUUCGCCCAAGUUUGCGCGCCUCACUAUGAGCAACAUACCUGCCACAGCAGACGGACUUCGAAGCACCGGUCUACCGCUCGGCCUCGUCCUACAGCCGCUGGCCCCGCUCCAGGCCGGCGAGCUUCAUAUCCCGGUCCUGGACUUCGGCGAUAUGGGCCCUCCGCGCUGCCACAGAUGCCGCGCCUACAUCAACCCCUUCAUGAUGUUCCGCUCCGGCGGCAACAAGUUCGUUUGCAAUUUGUGCGGCUAUGCGAACGAUACACCUUCGGAGUAUUUCUGCGCUACCAGCCCUCAGGGUGUCCGCGUGGACCGGGAUCAGCGGCCAGAACUCAUGCGGGGAACAGUCGAGUUCAUCGUGCCGAAGGAGUACUGGACCAGGGAACCGGUCGGCAUGCGCUACCUCUUCUUGAUCGACGUAACACAAGAGUCGUUCAACAAAGGGUUCCUCGAGUCCUUCUGCGACGGUAUCCUGCGGACGCUGUAUGGCGCUGAGGAUGACGAGGAGAAGGAUGAGAACGGUGAGGUCAAGCGGAGGAUACCGGGAGGCGCCAAGGUUGGCUUUGUGACGUUUGAUAAGGAGGUCCACUUCUACAACGUCAGCCCGGCGUUGGAACAAGCUCAGAUGAUGAUCAUGCCGGAUAUCGAGGACCCUUUUGUGCCACUAAGCGAAGGCCUGUUUGUCGACCCCUACGAGUCCAAGACGGUCAUCACCUCCCUGCUCACUCGCCUUCCCCAAAUGUUCUCGACCAUCAAAAACCCCGAACCAGCCCUUCUGUCGACUCUGAACGCCGCAGUUGCCGCGCUGGAGAAGACCGGUGGCAAGAUCUUCUGCUCCCUUGCGGCUCUCCCUACUUGGGGGCCCGGCCGCCUGUUCAUGCGGGACGACGGCAAGCAUCCGGGGGGUGAGCCGGACAAGAAGCUGUUCAGCACCGAGCACCCCGCGUGGAGGAAGGUUGCCGAGAAGAUGGUUUCGGUGGGCGUUGGCGUUGACUUCUUCAUGGCCGCCCCAUCGGGCGGUUAUCUGGACAUUGCCACAGUUGGCUACGUGUCUGCUACCACUGGCGGCGAGACUUUCUACUAUCCCAACUUCAUCGCUCCACGGGACAACACCAAGCUGUCCAUGGAGGUCAAGCAUGCGGUGACCCGGGAGACGGGCUAUCAAGCUCUGAUGAAAGUCAGAUGCUCCAACGGCUUGCAGGUUACGGGCUAUCACGGCAACUUCAUUCAACACACCUUUGGCGCCGACCUCGAAAUUGGCGUCAUCGAUGCCGACAAAGCGCUCGGCGUGGAGUUUGGUUACGAUGGAAAGCUCGACUCGAAGCUCGACGCGCACUUCCAGGCGGCCCUGCUCUACACGUCCGCCUCAGGCCAGCGGAGGGUCAGGUGUAUCAAUGUCAUCGCUGGCGUCAGCGAGAGCGCACGGGAUAGCGUCAAGUUCAUUGACCAGGACGCUGUCUACACCACUAUCGCCAAGGAAGCCUCUACCAAGCUGGCCACCACCUCCAGCACCCUCAAAGACAUCCGCCUCAGCCUAACAGAAAAGACAAUCGACGUUCUCGCAAACUACCGCAAACACUUCCUCUCGCAAACCCACCCACCAGGCCAGCUGGUCAUGCCGGAACGGCUCAAAGAAUUCUCCAUGUACAUGCUCGGCAUGGUCAAAUGCCGGGCCUUCAAAGGCGGUUCCGAAUCCUCGGACCGCCGCGUCCACGAGAUGCGCCUCAUCCGCUCCAUGGGCCCGCUCGAGCUGAGCCUCUACCUCUACCCGCGCAUGAUCCCCAUCCACAACCUGCAGCCUGAGGACGGGUUCCCGGACCCGCAGACCGGCCAUCUCCGGAUGCCACCAUCCAUCCGCACCUCUUUUGCCCGUGUCGAGCCGGGUGGCGUCUAUCUGGUGGAUAACGGCCAACAGACGCUGCUGUGGUUCCACGCGCAGACGUCGCCCAACCUGAUUGCGGAUCUGUUCGGCGAGGACAAGACCAGUCUGCAGAGCCUGGACGCGUACACCUCGUCGAUUCCGGUGCUAGAAACGCACCUGAACGCGCAGGUGCGGAACAUCAUCGAGUUCCUGCGCACCAUGCGCGGGUCCAAGGGCCUGACGAUUCAGCUGGCGCGGCAGGGCAUAGAUGGGGCGGAGUAUGAGUUUGCGCGGAUGUUGGUCGAGGAUCGGAAUAACGAGGCGCAGAGCUAUGUGGAUUGGCUCGUGCACGUGCAUAAGGGGGUGCAGCUGGAGGUGAGUGUCCCUUCUCUAGCCUAACCGAGUAGAAAAUCUCGGUUUCCCUUGAAAUCUCGGUUUGCUAACCUGAUACAACAGCUUGCGGGACAGAGAAAACGGGAGGAUUCGAGCGAGUCGUCAGCACUAUCGAGCUUUACGGGGCUAAGGCCUGCCUAUUGGUAGUGUGACAGACGAGGAAGAGCGUCAGAGGGCGAGUAGCUGCAUCCUUACAUCUGGCCCAUGUCAUGACUUAAGUCCGCGUUCCAGACAAGGUGAUAGAUACCAAAAGACGUUUGUCGUCUGUUAUGUUUGGAAAAUCCCUACUUCUCCCAGUUUGUUGCAACUCGGUCUAGCCCUCGACGUGAAUUCAAUUCCUACAAGGUUUUGCCAGCGGAAUACCGGUCCUUGUUGAAUGGUCCCAAUGCUGGUGCCUGGCUCUUAGUGAUGUUUU